AUGCCAUACCACGAUCGGCUUCAACGGUACCCUGCUUUGGUGUCGUUUGUUGGACAGACUGGUGCAGGAAAAUCGAGUUUAAUCAGACUCCUGGUCGAAUUGUAUUCUCCAGAUCAGGCCAGCCCGCAAGUUCAAGUUGUCGGCUCAAGCCGGCGUGCAGACUUACCAACCAGCGGAGAUGUGCAUCUAUACGCAGAUCUUAAAACAUCUCAGACCAAGCAACCCAUCUUGUAUGCUGACUGUGAGGAUUUUGACGGAGGCGAACGAGAGCCAUCAGGCGUAAGCCUAAAGAACAAAAAGAGAGAAGCAAACAGCGAGUAUCAACGCACCAAUUCCUUCGCCAGGAACAUCCGCAGACAGCACCAUACAUCGGAACGUGAGAUCUUGUGGGCGACGGAUACAGUGAAAAAGAUCUGUGAAUACCACGUUCGGCAUCUCUAUCCUCGGUUAAUAUACACCUUCUCAGAUGUUAUUGUCUUUGUCAUGAAGAACCCUAGGGUUGUCGAAAGUAUUGUCGAACAACUUCUUCGGUGGGCCGCAGAUGCGCUCGAGACUUCCUCCAACCAGCCUGUUCUGCCGCACGCAAUCAUCGUUCUCAACGCCUACGAUAAUACCUCGGAUCCCGAGCUCUGGGAUGCGAACAACUCGACUAUCAAUUUGAUGGAGCGAGUCAGCCGUGCAGUGCACCAGAGUCACAACAUCAGGAAAUGCGCGGAAUCAUGGAAGCAGAAGGGGAGACAGAUCGAGUCUGUCUAG
Messenger RNA from Cladophialophora immunda, 756 nucleotides. RefSeq lists its product as uncharacterized. The transcript has a single exon. The record is from RefSeq and is a predicted model, not a curated record. The coding region runs from base 1 to 756 and encodes 251 amino acids. Lineage: Eukaryota; Fungi; Ascomycota; Eurotiomycetes; Chaetothyriales; Herpotrichiellaceae.